Messenger RNA from Camelina sativa (false flax), 1868 nucleotides. Its product is annotated as pectin acetylesterase 12. Gene Ontology annotation, molecular function: pectin acetylesterase activity. NCBI's taxonomy places the organism in Eukaryota, Viridiplantae, Streptophyta, Magnoliopsida, Brassicales, Brassicaceae. The record is from RefSeq and is a predicted model, not a curated record. Gene Ontology annotation, biological process: cell wall organization. Gene Ontology annotation, cellular component: plant-type cell wall.
CAAAAAAGAUGGUCUCUGUCUUUGUCAAUACAAGAGAAGAGAGAGUUGUUUGAUUUUAGUUUUUUUUUUUUAUUAUAAUUAAAAAUAGAAACUCACAACCGUGAAUCCAGCCAUGAAACUUUUUUUGGAAAAUCAUUUUUCUUUUAAAUAAUUGCUUUUUCGAUUUCUAAUUUUUGGUUGUUCGUUAGCUCAGAAAAGCCCAUUCUACACAAAGAUCGAUUCUUUAUUUUUCUUGUUUAUUUUAUUAAAUCACACUGAGCGUUUCUUUCUUCUACAAAAGUUUGUUCCUUUCUUUCUUCUUUUAACUCACUCCACUGUUAGAGAUCUGUUUCUGUCUUGCUUUCACACUCUUCUUCUUCUUCUCUUCUAGUAGUAGUAAGAGAAGUGAGAGAGAAAUGGAGAAGCUUUUUCUAGUAGUGUUUGUUAUAGCUGGGUUAAUACUAGGAACUCAAGCUAAUGAAUAUUUAGAUUUCAAUGUCACUGAAGUAGAUCGCAUUGAGGAACUAGAGUUUGGUUUCUCUAAAUAUAGUUCCAAUUUGAACCCUUUAAUGGUUGGCCUCACUCUUAUCAGAGGAGCUGAUUCUGGAGCUGUUUGUUUGGAUGGAACAUUGCCUGGAUAUCACUUGCACCGUGGACAUGGAUCUGGAGCUAAUAGCUGGCUCAUUCAAUUGGAGGGAGGAGGAUGGUGCAACAACAUCAGAACCUGUGUUUACCGGAAGAAGACUCGACGUGGAUCCUCUAACUAUAUGGAGAAGCAGCUUCAGUUUACAGGAAUCCUGAGUGAUAAAGCUCAAGAAAAUCCUGACUUCUUCAACUGGAAUAGAGUUAAGCUUCGUUACUGCGAUGGCGCUUCUUUCAGUGGAGAUGGCCAGAAUCAGGCUGCACAGCUUCAGUUUAGAGGAGAGCGAAUCUGGAGAGCCGCAAUAGAUGAUUUGAAGGCAAAAGGAAUGCGAUACGCCAACCAGGCACUUCUCUCUGGAUGCUCUGCUGGUGGUUUAGCAGCAAUUUUGCGCUGUGAUGAGUUUAGGAACUUGUUCCCUGGAUCAACCAAAGUCAAGUGCUUGAGUGAUGCAGGCUUGUUCUUGGACACAGCCGAUGUUUCAGGAGGCCGCACCAUCAGGAACUUAUACAAUGGUGUAGUAGAAUUGCAGAGUGUGAAGAACAACUUGCCACGCAUAUGCACAAACCAUCACGAUCCAACAACGUGUUUCUUCCCACAAAACUUGAUCAGUCAGAUGAAAACUCCACUUUUUAUUGUCAACGCAGCAUAUGAUACCUGGCAGAUUCAAAGCAGUAUAGCUCCAACGUCAGCUGAUCCUAGUGGAUUCUGGCAUGACUGCAGACUAAACCAUGGCAAAUGUACUCCUGCACAACUGCGUUUCUUGCAAGGAUUCAGGGAUCAAAUGCUUAGAGUAGUCAAGGGUUUCUCAAUGUCUAGACAGAAUGGAUUGUUCAUCAACUCUUGCUUUGCUCACUGUCAAACUGAGAGGCAAGAUACUUGGUUUGCCGAUGAUUCUCCUGUCAUCAGGAAAAAGGCUGUGGCAAUAGCAGUGGGAGAUUGGUAUUUCGAUAGAGCGGAAGUAAAGUUAGUCGAUUGCCCCUACCCGUGUGACAAGAGCUGCCACAACUUGGUGUUCAGAUGAUUGAUUGAUUCUGUUCUUUACUAUCAGCAUACAUACCUUAGAAAGUUUCUUUCUUUCAAAAGGAAAGAUCUUGUACCUUUGGCAGUACCAAUGCCUCAUUGGUAUAUAAUUGAUUUGUGUUAUGGAAAACCAUAAUAAAAACCAAAACAAAGUUCUUAAAAGGAGCAUAAAUGUAAUCACAGAGAAAAGGCUCUUUCUUUUGUUAAUGCAAGUAGUUGAUCUAAA